UUCCGCCCGGGCACUUCCUCCAUAACUAUUCUUGUCCGCUGUCACUCAAAUCAAGACAGAAGCUUGUGACGAGUCAAGAGUGUGUUUGCUUUGGCAUCAUGGAUGAUCUUCUGCCCUCCAUGCUCGGGGUCGAUCCACACAUGAUGGCCGAGCCAGCGAUCCGGAUCUUCGAGCAGCCCAAGCGGAAAGGAAUGCGCUUCCGAUACGAGUGUGAGGGUCGCUCGGCCGGCAGCAUCCUCGGAGAGAAAAGUACGGACAACAACAGAACCUACCCCAGUCUGCAGAUUCUGAAUUACUGCGGCCGGGGUAAAGUGUGUGUUUAUUUGGUGACAAAGAACGAGCCAUACAGGCCGCAUCCGCACGGCCUGGUGGGCAAGGACUGCAAAGACGGAUACUACGAGGCCGAGUUCGGGCCGGAUCGCAAAGUGAUUGCUUUCCAGAAUCUGGGCAUCCGGUGUGUGAAGAAGAAGGAGGUGAAAGAUGCCAUUAUCGAGAGGAUUAGCAGAGGGAUCAACCCAUUCAAUGUGCCGCGAGAGCAGCUGCUGCAGACAGACGAGUAUGACCUCAACGUGGUCCGCUUGUGUAUACAGGUUUUCCUGCAGGAUGAGACCAGCCACUACACCCGAGCACUGAACCCCGUGGUCAGCAACCCCAUCUAUGACAACAGGGCUUCGAAAACGGCAGAGCUGAAGAUCUGUCGGGUGAACAGCAACAGCGGCUCAGUGAAGGGAGGAGACGAGAUCUUCCUGCUUUGUGAUAAAGUACAAAAAGAUGACAUCGAGGUACGAUUUUUCUCCGAUGGCUGGGAGGCCAAAGGCUCAUUCUCCCAAGCCGAUGUUCAUCGCCAAGUGGCCGUCGUGUUUAAGACGCCGCCUUUCUAUAACACCUCGAUAACGGAGACGGUCACGGUGCAAAUGCAGCUGCGGCGACCGUCUGAUCAGGAGGUCAGCGAACCGCUGGAUUUCCGAUAUCUCCCCGAUGACAAAGACCCUUACGGCUAUAAUAGAAAAAAGCGCAGUCGAGAGAACUUAAUGAAGAUGACGGGAUUGUCAGCAGUUCCAUUUUCUGGUUUGGCGAUGAGCAGGCAAAGGGCCGUGCCACAUAACAGGACCAACAUGCAGAAAGACAACAUGUACAACAUGAGGCAGCCUUCACCUUCAAUGCAGCAGCAACCGACUGUCUUCAACCAACCGUACCACGCAAACGUUCCGGUCAACCAUUCCUGGACAAAUCCCAAUGCGGUAAUCCCGAUGGAUACCGUCAGCAUCAAUCCUUCUAACGCCAUGACCAAGCUGUCCCAUCCCAAGAAUAAUCAGUUACAGCAUCAAAACCGUGCCUCUGGUUACUCCUGUGAAAGCGAUGGACUCCCUCAGCUUUCCAUGAGGGACCUGCAGUGCUUGGAUGCGGCUGGGAUGAGCCAGCCCGAGUCCCACUCACUCCUCUACAUGCAUCACCAGAGGGAAGAACGGGCCUCUGAUCACCCGGGCCAGAACCACCUCGGGAGCCAGAACCAGGGUCUCCAAUCUCGUUGGAACAAUUUUCAGAAGACCUUUGACUGCUCCGUACCUGUCGGAGAAGGCGGAGCUCUUGGGAUAGGAUCGUUCCCGCUUUUGGAAGGGAUGGAAAAGAAUGAAUUUUUAAAGGGCCAAGUCAGGGGAGGGUGUCAGAUCGGAUUCCCGCUCAAGCAGGAGCCCCAGAUUCCGAUAGGACAAGAGUCCAACGUACCUGUCAUGACAUUCCCAGGAGAAAACCAUGGAAACACUUACACCAACCUGCUUCCUCGUUGUUUGGGAAAUGGCAUGAAUGUGUCGAGGCAAGACGCUGGCGGAAAAACUCAGCCUUCCGAGACUCACUUUGCAACUGUGGCGGACUGGUUAAGAGCCGAGACGGUCAAUCCGUGUAGUCAAAGCAGUAACUACAAGGAAUGACAUCCAAGGAGUUCCUGUUUGAUCUCAUUUAGCAUUGACUCCCAGAAGAGAAACAUUCCUCAUUGUUCCGGUCCCAGCUUGAGUGGAUUCAACCAGUUGGAGAACCAGAUCAAGGAUGUAGUCCGUGAGUCAAACUCAGGUCUGCAGGACAAAUCCGUCAUUGGACACGUGGGACUGUUGAGUGGGACCGCAUUUCGGACAAACAAACAAUUCUUCCGGCAUCAACUACUCCUGAAAGCUGCAGUAUUACUGUUACGACCAUUCCUACCAAGGGUGCCAGAUGGGUGCCAGAUCCAGACCAAAAGUCCGCUUUGGUCCGCAACAUAAAAUCAGCUCGGAGUUUUGGUUCCCUGUGGGAUUGACCAUGACACCCCUUUCGUUUCGCUUGUCCUGGAGCCUAUUCCAGCCGUCUUCGGGCGAGAGCUUGCUCGGGAAUUGACAAGGUACUAAAAUUCCCAUUGAGGAAAUUUGAGGAAGCACACAAGAGUUGUGAAUUUCCUUAGUAAAUGACUAUGUCACAUCAGUGAUCAUGUCUUAUUCUUUCAUGUUUUCUAACAAAUGUUUGAUUUAUACGCUCGUAAAUAUGAUUAUUGUAUCAUUCAUUGCUUCAUUGAUAUGUUUAAGGACAAUUGUUAACUACUGUACUUUGGUUUUGAUGGAUUUUUGCUGCCGAAUGCCGUUUGAAUAAACGUAGUUGGUCCAGUAGCUUGUCAUUUCCUGGCUUUGGAGGCACAUGAUGGUAAUGGUAAUGGUAAUGGUAAUGGUAAUGGUUUAAUUUCAUUUGAACAUGCAUCAGAUUACAAUUGAGUGCAUCCCAUAAUCAGUUCACAGUUCCACAUGUCCAAAAGGAGUAGGAAGAAGCAAAGCUUAUUAAAUCCUACCCCUCCAUCUAGUACUUUUACAAUCACUAACUGUUACAUUUGUUCACUUCCUGCUUUCCAUAAUACAGUUUAAGUUUUUUUUUUACUUUACUUUGUACUUAUUCAUUUAUUUCCACAUUUAGAUUUGAUUUCCCAUAUUUUAACUUUUUCGGCAACCCAAUUUUCCUAAAAUGAUUCAUUUUCUUUUUGGUUUCAACUUUGCUACUAAUUUUUCUUUGUAAAAUUACUGCUGAUGUUUCCCAUAUUUGCUGUUUUUUGUUGUGAGCUGCAUUGCCCCCCCCUUCCCCCUCCCCAUCUAGGCAAUAAUAAAACACACAUCGUGGGUAGUUUUCAACAUCCCAUAAUCAGUUCCCAGUUCCACAUGUCCAAAAGGAGUAGGAAGAAGCAAAGCUUAUUAAAUCCUACCCCUCCAUCUGGUACUUUUACAAUCAGUAACUGUUACAUUUGUUCACUUCCUGCUUUCCUAAUAUAGUUUGUUAUUGAUUUUUUUAACUUUAUUUUUUAUUUUUUAUUUUUUAUUUUUUAUUUUUUAUUUUUUAUUUUUUAUUUUUUAUUUUUUAUUUUUUAUUUUUUAUUUUUUAUUUUUUAUUUUUUAUUUUUUAUUUUUUAUUUUUAUUUUUUUAUUUUUUUUAUUUUUUUUUUUGUAACAGCGUAUCGGCCGUCUGCGUUGAAAACCCCUUGUUUGUCAGAUACACGGUGCCCUCCAGAAGUACUGGAACAGUAAAUACUCGUGUAGACUGCAUUUAGAGGUGAAAACAACAACAAAAGAUAAGCCGUCUAUGGAUGAAAAAUGAAUCAUUCCAUAAAAGAGAAGUUUCUGAGAGUCGUCAGCGUACUUUUUGGCAAAUUCCAGCCUAGCCUUCCUGUUCUUCUUGCUAAUGACCAGUUUGCAUCAUCGGCUGAAGUCAUUGUACUUUUUCUUCAUGAAGUCUUCUGAGUUGAUCGUGAUACUUCCACUCCUGCCCUGUGCUGAUUGUUGUUGUUGUCACUACUGGGUUUUUUCCGGUCAGGGGUCUUGAAAUGCUGGCUUUUCAACUGAAUUAAAAAGCAGCAUUUCUUGUAUGAUGAAAAAGCAGCAUUUCUUGUGUGAUGACUUUGCAUUUUGCGUUGUUGCGAUGCGUUUGUGGUCACUUUGUCAUCCAAACGUCUCAGUCAGUGUUGAUGGUCGGGAUGAAGGCUAAAGAACUUUUUCAAAAUACCAGCAUUUGAAGCAAUGCUGCAAAUGUUUUACAGACAGUAGAAUUAUCUGUGAGAAAAUGCAUGUCACAAACGCUAAUUGGAUUAAUUUACAGAUUGAGAUA
Messenger RNA from Doryrhamphus excisus (bluestripe pipefish), 4110 nucleotides. It is a transcript of the gene rel, whose product is annotated as REL proto-oncogene, NF-kB subunit. Gene Ontology annotation, molecular function: RNA polymerase II cis-regulatory region sequence-specific DNA binding; DNA-binding transcription factor activity, RNA polymerase II-specific. Lineage: Eukaryota; Metazoa; Chordata; Actinopteri; Syngnathiformes; Syngnathidae. Gene Ontology annotation, biological process: cellular response to stress; inflammatory response; canonical NF-kappaB signal transduction. Gene Ontology annotation, cellular component: cytoplasm; nucleus. The record is from RefSeq and is a predicted model, not a curated record.